Mus caroli (Ryukyu mouse) is the source of this 1320-nucleotide messenger RNA. The record is from RefSeq and is a predicted model, not a curated record. Lineage: Eukaryota; Metazoa; Chordata; Mammalia; Rodentia; Muridae.
CCCAUCAGGCAGCGGGAGGAGGGUUGUCAAAGCUUAGGGAAGCGGCUCUGGGCUACCUGGGAUUUCCCAGAGUCUCCAGGUCCCCCUUUGAGAAUGGAGCUGUCGCGGGGAGCCAGCGCCCCGGACCCGGACGAUGUCCGGCCUCUCAAACCGUGUCUGCUACGCCGCAACCACAGCCGCGAUCAGCACGGCGUGGCAGCCUCCAGUCUCGAGGAGCUGAGGAGCAAAGCCUGUGAACUCCUGGCCAUUGAUAAGUCCCUGACGCCGAUCACCCUGGUCCUGGCUGAGGACGGGACCAUAGUGGAUGACGAUGACUACUUCCUCUGCCUCCCUUCCAAUACGAAGUUUGUGGCGUUGGCCUGCAAUGAGAAGUGGACUUAUAACGAUUCAGGUAAGAAAUGCUGGCUGCGUAGCCAAGAGCGUGCCAGCUCGCGGGCCUACGCAGGCCAGUGGCUGCUGUUUGUCUGGCCGUCUAAGCACUUACACAGCAAAGGUUACCUGAACAUCUCUGCGUGCCAGGUGCUCAUCGACAUCCCAUGUGCAGAGCUGGCUCAGGAACUCUGCCAAAGCUGUGCCACUGUCCAGGGGCUGCAGAGCACACUCCAGCAGGUGCUUGACCAGAGAGAGGAAGCCCGCCAGUCCAAGCAGCUUCUGGAACUUUACCUCCAGGCCUUGGAGAAAGAGGGCAACAUCUUGUCCAACCAGAAAGAGUCCAAAGCUGCCCUCAGUGAAGAGCUGGAUGCAGUUGACACAGGCGUCGGCAGAGAGAUGGCUUCGGAAGUGCUGCUCAGAAGCCAGAUCCUUACCACACUGAAGGAGAAGCCUGUCCCAGAGCUGAGUUUAUCUAGUCAGGAUUUGGAGUCUGUCUCCAAGGAGGAUCCCAAAGCCCUGGCUGUCGCCCUGAGCUGGGACAUAAGGAAGGCAGAGACAGUCCAGCAGGCCUGCACCACGGAGCUCGCCCUGCGGCUGCAGCAAGUGCAGAGCUUGCAUUCACUCAGGAAUCUAUCAGCAAGGAGAAGCCCACUGCCUGGGGAACCGCAGCGCCCCAAACGAGCCAAACGAGACUCCUCGUAGCCAAACCGGAGAAGAUGGGCUUUGCUGUCAGUAACUUUCCGCAGUCUUGUUACCCCCCCCACACACACACACACACCCCACCUCCUGCCCCGAUGUGUGCUCUUCUAGCUCCAGGAAAGCGGUUCAGGGCUGUGCAUACGCCCCUCUACCUCCUUUACUGUACUGGGAUUUCCGUUUUGUUUUCUUAUCUGUGGGAGUGUUUUGUCUGCAUGUAUAUCUGUGUACCUCAUGUCCAUUAAGGCCAGA